Molecule: messenger RNA, 2377 nt
Organism: Dictyostelium purpureum
Lineage: Eukaryota; Evosea; Eumycetozoa; Dictyosteliales; Dictyosteliaceae
Exons: 2
Coding region: 251-2296 (681 amino acids)
Biological process (GO): phosphatidylinositol metabolic process
Molecular function (GO): phosphatidylinositol kinase activity
Source: RefSeq, a predicted model, not a curated record
CAAGUUUUUAUAUAUAACAAUAAAGUUUUUGUUUUUCUUUUUUCAAUAUUAAUUAAAUCAAAUUAAUUAAUUGUUUGUUUAUUUAUUUAAUUUUUUGUACAGUAGUAACACAUCACAUAUUUAUAGAAUAAAUUUUUGCACAUUAUAAUUUUUUAUAUAGUAUUAUUUAUUAAUCAAAAUUUAUUCAUAGAAAUAAAAUAGUAAUAAUAAAAAUUAAUAGUAACAAUAAUAAAUAUAACAGUUUUAAGGAAUGAGUAAUCCAACAUUAAGUGAAUCAUUGGUUUUUACACCAUCUCUUAAAACACCAGAUGGUCAAGAAGUACCACAACCACCAACAAAUGCAGCAUUAGCAGAAUCAAUAGUUUUUGCACCAACAGCAGCUCCACAAUCACAAAAUAAAGAGAUAGAAACAGUAUCAUCACCAAUAUCAAUUGAUGGAGCAGAUAAAAAAGGAGAAGAGGAAGAAGAAGGGGAAGAGAUUGAACCAACAUCUACUACAACCAAUAACAGCAAUAAUAUAGAAAUUGAAGAGGAUAAGGAACACUCUGCAAAAAUAAAAGACGGCAUUUUAGGAGACGUUGUAGAUAAUGAAAAAAUAAUAUCACACUCUUUAGACUCUGAUGUCGCUGAAGAAGAUGGUCUCAAAAAAUCUGAAAUAAAUACAAAACAAGUUUUAAGAAAUCCAUCAUUUAAUGAAGAAAACAAUAGUAAUCAAAAUAAUAAUAUUAACAAUGACGAAAAUAAUGAAACUAAUAGUAAUAAUAUAAAUAAUGAAAAUAAUGAAAAUAAACCUACCACUACUACCACUACCACUACAACGACUACCUCCACAACAAAUCACAAUGAUGAAAAAGAAAACCAGGUUUCAUUUGAUAAUCAAGUAGAAAAAUUUGAUCCAAAUACAAGUGUUUAUGAAGAUAUUAAAGCCUCAGGUAGUUCAGUUGAUUCACCAAAUAGAGUUAGAUUAAAUACAAGUCAAAGAUUAAAAAUGAUGAAACAAAAAUCGGAGAAAAGAUUAAGUCAUAGACCAAAAUCAAUAAAGUUGGAACAUAAAAAGAAUGUUUUAGGUGAAAUUAUAUAUAAAGGUCAUCCAAGUUGGGCUUUAAUGUUAAAUAUUCAAACUGGUAUUAGAAAUGCAGUUGGUAAAAGUAUGGGUACAGAUGGGGCACCAAACAACAAAACCCCACAACAAUAUCAUACAUUACGUAAACCAAGUGAAUUUAGAAACCAAAAAGAUUUUUAUGCUUCACCAAAAACACUUAGAUUUGACAGUGCAGGUUCGGCAAUGACCAAUGCUCAUAGUACAGGUCCCUUUAAAUUCAAAGAUUAUUGUCCAAACGCAUUCAGAUAUCUAAGAUAUUUAUUUGGUAUCGAUACAGCAGAUUUUAUGGUAUCACUUUGUAACACAUUAAAGAACGGCGAAAAUGCACUACGUGAACUUCCAACACCUGGUAAAUCUGGCAGUUUAUUCUUUUUCUCUCACGAUAUGAAGUUUAUCAUCAAAACCAUUCCAAAAGAUGAAGCUAGAUUACUUCGUGACAUUUUACCAGAGUACCUCGAACACAUCGAAGCAAACCCAAAUUCAUUAUUACCCCGUUUCUUUGGUCUUUAUAGAGUGAAACCACAUUCAGGUAGACAAGUCCGUUUCGUUGUAAUGGGUAAUUUAUUCCCAACCAAAAAGAAGAUCCACGAACGUUAUGAUCUCAAAGGUUCAGUUGUUGGUAGAGAGGCAUCCGUAGAAGAAAGAAAAUCAGAAUCAGUCACAUUCAAAGAUAUAGAUUUUAGAAAUAGAAAACACAAAAUCUAUUUAGGUCCAACAAAGAAACAAUCAUUUGUCGAUCAAAUUAAAAAAGAUUGCAAACUUUUACAAAAAUUAAAUAUUAUGGAUUACUCUUUAUUAAUUGGCAUUCAUUAUCCUCACCGUGAAGAACAACCAUCACCAUCAUUAUUACGUUCAACAUUAGAAGAUAGCUCUGAUUGCGAACAAUCUCCAUCCAUCGAACCCCGUAAUAAAGAAAAUGGUCGUAGCAAAAGAGAAAAACAUUACUCAAUGGAUAAUGAAACUUAUAUUUCCGCUUUCCAACAAGAUGAAGGUGGUAUUAAAUCCCAAGGUGGUGAUUCAGAAGAACAUUACUUUUUAGGUAUUAUUGAUAUUUUAAUGUUGUACAGUUUACGUAAAAAAGUUGAACAUACCUAUAAAACAAUUAGAUUCGGAACCAAACAAGAAAUUUCAUCAGUUGAACCAGAAGAAUAUUCUGAAAGAUUCCAAGAAUUUUUAUCAACCAUUGUGGAAUAAAUUAUUAAAUAAUGUUAUAUAUAAAAAUAAUAAAAUUAUAAAAAAAAAAACAAAUAAAUAAUAAUAAUAUCAAAAAAAUAU